AUGGCUGCCGCUCGCUCUCAAGCACGCUCACUCCUCAAGCCUUUUGCAAUUGCCUCCGCCGUUGGAGUCGGAGGCACCCUUCUCUACAAAUCCCUCAACUCGCGCCCGGCGGCCCACACCUACUCAAUUAACAACGCCGCCGGCGUCGAGGGUAGCUUUGGCCGCGCCAACCCCGCCGGUACACCCCCGAAAUUCCCGCCACUCCCCACCAGAGCCGAGCAGAUUGAAAAGCUACGCGCCGGUCGGGGCGAAGGUGCUUAUGAUCUCAUUGUUAUUGGCGGAGGUGCCACCGGUAGUGGUAUCGCGCUGGAUGCUGCCAGUCGUGGUCUCAAGGUGGCGGUCAUUGAGAGGGAUGACUUUUCGUCCGGAACCAGCAGUAAAAGUACGAAGCUAGUACAUGGUGGUGUAAGGUAUCUGGAGAAAGCGUUCAAGGAGCUCGAUUACAGUCAGUAUCAGCUUGUGAAGGAGGCACUGAAGGAACGUGCGGUGUUCCUCACAACGGCUCCCCAUCUGAGUAUGAGUCUGCCGAUUAUGCUGCCAGUAUAUGAAUGGUGGAAAGCGCCAUACUUCUGGGUUGGGACAAAAGUGUAUGAUUUUUUGGCGGGGAAAGAGAAUCUGGAGAGCUCCUACUUCUUGACGAGAGGGAAGGCGCUUGAGGCGUUUCCUAUGUUGAAAGGGGACGGGCUUGCGGGUGCAUUGGUUUACUAUGAUGGAUCGCACAAUGACUCGAGAAUGAAUGUCGGAUUAGCACUUACUGCGGCGCUCUACGGGGCGACAGUCAUCAACCACAUGGAGGUCCAGGACCUGGUCAAAGACCCCGCAACUGGUAAGAUAACGGGUGUCAAGGUCAAAGAUCUUCUACACGAGAAACGUGGCGGUAGACUCGGCUUUGGCGAAGACAUUGGUCACGACGAGGUUCUCGUGGAAGCAAAGGGUGUUAUCAACGCUACAGGUCCCUUCACAGACAGUAUCCGCAAGCUCGACACUGGCGAGCAAACCCCGGAGAUCGUCGCACCAAGUAGCGGUGUCCACAUUGUUCUCCCAGGCUACUACUCCCCCGCCCGCAUGGGUCUAAUUGACCCGAACACCUCUGACGGCCGUGUGAUCUUCUUCCUCCCCUGGCAAGGAAACACCAUUGCGGGUACUACCGAUGCCCCAACCCAAAUCACCCCACACCCGCUUCCACGUGAGGAAGAGAUCAAUUGGAUCCUCAACGAGGUCCGCCGCUACCUCGCACCCGACAUCAACGUGCGCCGUGGCGAUGUCCUCGCCGCCUGGUCCGGUAUUCGCCCCCUCGUGAAAGACCCCGACGCCAAAAAUACAGAAUCCCUUGUCCGCAACCACUUGAUCAACGUUUCUCAGAGCGGCCUCAUUACCAUUGCCGGUGGCAAAUGGACCACAUACCGACAGAUGGCCGAGGAAGCCGUCGAUGAAGCGAUCAAACAGUUCGAUCUCAAGCCAGGGACUUCAGAUCUAUCUGCACGUUCUGAGGGCAUGGUUGCCAUUGAUGGCACCUGCAAGACCGAGUGGGUGAAACUUAUUGGUGCCCACGGGUUCAGCAAGACCCUCUUCAUCAACCUAAUCCAGCACUUUGGUGUUGAGAGUGAGGUUGCGCAGCAUCUUGCAGGUGCUUAUGGCGACCGUGCGUGGACUGUUGCGGCGCUAUCGGCACCCACGGAGAAACGCUUCCCAGUGCGUGGGAAACGUCUCUCAGUGCUGUAUCCAUUUAUUGACGGAGAGGUGCGAUAUGCAGUAAAGCAUGAGUAUGCGCAGACGGCGGUUGACGUACUAGCACGCAGAACGAGAUUGGCGUUCCUGAAUGUGCAAGCGGCACUGGAGGCACUGCCGAAGGUGAUUGAUAUCAUGGGCGAGGAGUUGAAGUGGGACAAGGUCCGACGGGAGAAGGAGUGGAAUGAGACGGUGGCGUUUUUGGUCAGCAUGGGACUGCCGGAGAAGAGGGUUGGUGUCACAAGGAAGGAGGUAGAGAACGGAGUAGUAGGGAAAUGGGGUGAGGAGGAGAAGGCAUUUUCGAGACAUGGACCGGUAGAUGCGAUGAGCACCAUUGCGCCUAAUGCGAAGCCGCUUGACUCGAGUACGGUGCGGAACGGUGGUGUGUAG
This is a messenger RNA of Morchella importuna, 2118 nucleotides long. RefSeq lists its product as uncharacterized. Gene Ontology annotation, cellular component: mitochondrion; glycerol-3-phosphate dehydrogenase (FAD) complex. Gene Ontology annotation, biological process: glycerol-3-phosphate metabolic process. The transcript is spliced from 4 exons. Lineage: Eukaryota; Fungi; Ascomycota; Pezizomycetes; Pezizales; Morchellaceae. Gene Ontology annotation, molecular function: glycerol-3-phosphate dehydrogenase (quinone) activity. The record is from RefSeq and is a predicted model, not a curated record. The coding region runs from base 1 to 2118 and encodes 705 amino acids.